Humulus lupulus (European hop) is the source of this 3464-nucleotide messenger RNA. RefSeq names its product probable LRR receptor-like serine/threonine-protein kinase At1g53430. The record is from RefSeq and is a predicted model, not a curated record. Gene Ontology annotation, molecular function: ATP binding; protein binding; protein kinase activity. NCBI's taxonomy places the organism in Eukaryota, Viridiplantae, Streptophyta, Magnoliopsida, Rosales, Cannabaceae. Bases 198 to 3218 code for a protein of 1006 amino acids. The transcript is spliced from 24 exons. Gene Ontology annotation, biological process: protein phosphorylation.
ACUAUACUACUUUUACUGCUUUCUCUUUCCAAUCGAAAACUGAUAAAUAAUUUAAAAAUAAAACAAAAUCAUCUCUUUCUUCCUCUCUUCGUUUUGUUGUCUCACUUUUGAAUCCCUUUCGCUUCUCCACUCUUCUUAAACCCCUCUUCGUUCUUCCACAACCCAUAUUUUUUCUCUCUCUCUCUCGCUCUCUCUAAAUGGGGUUUCUGUUGUGUACCAAUAAAAUUAUUGCGGUUUUUGUUUUCGGAUUUCUCGUUUUGAAUGUUUUCAUCUCCGGAUUUGGAUCCAACGCUCAACUUUUGCCCCAAGAUGAAGUGCAAAUUCUUGAAACAAUAUCCAGAAAACUACCGCCGCUGAGCGAUAUUUGGAACAUCACUCGAAGUUCUUGUAGGGAUAAUGCUGGCUUCAAUAUGACAAUUACCCCUGAGGAAGUUCUAAGCAAUGUCACGUGUGACUGUUCUUCACAAAAUAGUACUAUUUGCCAUGUCAAAACCAUCCAGUUGAAGGGUCUCAAUCUAGCGGGAGUUUUUCCUGAAGAAUUUGGAAAUCUUACUCAUCUUGAAGAACUUGAUCUCACUCGCAACUACAUCAAUGGAUCAAUUCCGCUAAGCCUUUCUCGUGCACCCCUGCGCAUUCUGGCUGCUUUGGGAAACCGACUCAGUGGUUCCAUUCCUGCGGAGAUUGGUGACUUUACUAUGCUCAGGGAGCUGGUAUUAGAGAGUAAUCUCUUUGAUGGCCGUCUUCCUCCAGAGCUUGGGAAAUUGAGUAACUUGGAAAGACUCCUACUGAGUGCGAACAAUUUUUCUGGACCAAUUCCACAAACGUUUGAAAACUUGUUGAACUUAACAGAUUUUAGGAUAGAUGGGAACAGAAUAUCAGGAAGCAUACCUGGACUAAUUGGGAACUGGACCAAACUUGAAAGACUGUAUAUUCAGGGCACAUCCAUGGUGGGUCCGAUUCCUUCCAACAUUUCAAAUUUGAAAAACUUGACUCAAUUGAGAAUAUCUGAUUUGGGGGGAUCUAGUACAACUUUCCCUGAUUUGAGAGAGUUGAAGCUUUUGCAAGUAUUGGCGUUGAGGAAUUGCUUAAUUAAUGAUACAAUUCCAGAGUACAUUGCAGAGCUGACAAAGUUGAAGACAUUGGACCUGAGUUUCAACAAGUUGACUGGUGUAAUUCCAUCGGUGUUGGAGAGUCUACCCAAACUAGAUUUUGUGUUUUUGACCAACAACUCGCUGACUGGAGAGGUGCCACCUUGGAUAAUGACCUACAAAGCCAAAUUUGAUAUAUCGUACAACAAUUUCACGCGGUCAUCUCAGCUCAGUUGUUCAAGUUUGCCUGUGAAUCUAGUUUCUAGUUACAGAGACUCUGAGGCCCAAUCAUGGUGCUUGAAGAAGGAUCUCCCCUGCUCAGCAAAGCCAAAAUAUCAUUCUUUGUUCAUUAAUUGUGGAGGGCCGAGCAUGGAUGUUGAUGGGAAUAAAUAUGAAGAGGACCUAAGCCAAGGGGGUCCAGCCAACUUUUUCUCAUCAUCAGAGAAAUGGGCAUAUAGUAGCACUGGGGUUUUCAUGGGUGAAGAGAAUUCACCUUACACCAGAAACUUAUUUUUAAAUGAUACUUCAAAAUUUUAUGAAACAGCACGCCUUGCUCCUCAAUCACUCAAGUACUAUGGUCUUUGUUUGCGAAGAGGCUCUUACAAAGUCAAGCUUCACUUUGCUGAGAUAAUGUUUUCUAAUAAUCAGACAUUUAGUAGCCUUGGCAGGCGCAUAUUCGAUAUCUCAAUUCAGGGGAGUAUACUUAGGAAGGAUUUCAACAUAAUGGAGAAAGCUGGAGGUGCUCUCAAAGGCUUUACCGAGACAUUUGAUAAUGUUUCUGUUAAUGGUAGCACUCUAGAGAUCCACUUAUACUGGGCUGGGAAAGGAACCAACGCACUUCCUCAACGAGGUGUCUAUGGUCCUCUUAUAUCAGCUAUUACUGUGACCCCAAACUACAAAGUUGAUACUGGCGGCUUGUCUGUUGGAGCAAUUAUUGGCAUUGUAGCUGCAUCAUGUGUGUUUGUCGCUUGUAUUUUGCUUGGGCUUCGUAUGAAGGGUUAUUUAGGGGGGAAAGACCUUGAAGAUCCAGAGCUACGUGCGUUAGAGUUACAAACAGGAUAUUUCUCAUUACGACACAUAAAAUCUGCAACUGGUAAUUUUGACCCGGCAAACAAGAUAGGCGAAGGAGGUUUCGGGCCAGUUUACAAAGGUACACUAUCAGAUAGUCGAGUGGUUGCUGUUAAACAGCUCUCAGCAAAAUCAAAGCAAGGCAAUCGAGAGUUCGUUAAUGAGAUAGGCAUGAUAUCUGCAUUACAACACCCAAAUCUUGUGAGGCUUUAUGGUUGCUGCAUUGAAGGGAAUCAACUGUUGCUUAUAUACGAGUACAUGGAAAACAACAGUCUUGCUCGUGCACUUUUUGGUUCCAAGGAACAGCAGCUAUCCUUGGACUGGCAAACAAGACAGAAGAUAUGUGUGGGGAUAGCAAGGGGUCUAGCUUAUCUUCACGAGGAGUCAAGGUUGAAAAUAGUUCACAGAGAUAUUAAGGCAACCAAUGUGCUUCUUGAUAAGGAUUUAAAUGCCAAGAUAUCUGAUUUUGGUUUAGCCAAGCUUGAUGAAGAAGAGAACACUCAUAUCAGCACACGGAUAGCUGGGACAAUAGGUUAUAUGGCUCCUGAGUAUGCAAUGAGGGGUUACUUGACCGAUAAAGCCGAUGUUUAUAGCUUUGGAGUGGUCGCUUUGGAGAUUGUCAGUGGUAAGAGCAACACAAAUUACAGGCCAAAGGAGGAGUUUGUUUAUCUUCUUGAUUGGGCUUAUGUCCUACAUGAACAAGGGAAUCUUUUAGAACUUGUGGAUCCCGGUCUUGGUUCAAAAUACUCGAAACACGAGGCUCUAAGAAUGCUUAACUUGGCACUCUUGUGCACCAACCCAUCUCCCACUCUUAGGCCACCAAUGUCUUCUGUGGUGAGUAUGCUGGAUGGGAAGAUCCCAGUCCAACCGCCCCUGGUGAAGCGAAGCACGAUGGAUCAGGACGCGAGGUUCAAAGCCUUCGAGAAGCUAACACAUGACAGCCAAACAGACAUGUCUUUCUCCCUACCAGACAGCCACCAAGUAGGCGAUUCUUCUGUUUCGGGUCAGAGUAGAGAUGAUUCCACCGUCAUGGACCAUAAUUCAAGUACCAAGCUUCUUUAGGAUCUUUAAUCUUUUAUGAUCUCAAUAUGGUUUGAUGAAAAAGCAAGCUAACUAUAAUACGACCAAAGUUUUCAAUCUUUUUAUUUUUGUUCUUUGUUCUGUUUUUUUUUUCUUUUCAAUUUUGUUCGUGAUAUUAAUUUGUAAGGGUGUUGUAUGAUAAUUAGUUUAUGCCAAUUCAGUGUAUGAAUAUUUAUUUAAAUUUUUAUACAAGAGAAGAAUAAGAAUGGUUAGUACAUGAGAGGUCAA